Emericellopsis atlantica is the source of this 1600-nucleotide messenger RNA. RefSeq names its product translocation protein SEC62. Gene Ontology annotation, cellular component: endoplasmic reticulum membrane; endoplasmic reticulum. NCBI's taxonomy places the organism in Eukaryota, Fungi, Ascomycota, Sordariomycetes, Hypocreales, Bionectriaceae. Bases 350 to 1600 code for a protein of 416 amino acids. Gene Ontology annotation, biological process: post-translational protein targeting to membrane, translocation. The transcript has 3 exons. The record is from RefSeq and is a predicted model, not a curated record.
CGUCAACAUGCGGCCGAUGCUGGAAGCGAACUUGGAGCUACCGAUGCUGGAACGGCAUUCACGAAAAAUCACAGUGCGCGGCAUCGUCACACAGUGUCUCAGACUGUGGCGCUCCCUGCAGGCACAGUCAAGUGAACACCCUGUUGUCAAGGUCCAGUCCCAAUGACAUCGUCCUGGCUAGUCGCAUCCCUAAUUCAAACAAACCACAAAUCUGUCCACAAACUUGCACGGCAAACACGCCCGGCAUUCCCGUUAGCCACAUUGGUACUCCAGGAUCGCGGCCUUUUCCAGCCAUCGUCUUCAUUUCACGUCCUUGUAAUUUCAGCAGACUCUCGAUCAAUCCUACAGUAUGGCGACCCCGCCACCGCAAGGCUCGGGUCGCGGCGUACCUGUUUCGAUACCGCUGCCCGCUGGCAUGCCCCCAAUCCAGCCAGGCCAGCGUCCAACUCCCGAGCAGAUCCAAUAUGUCCAGCAGAAGCUGCGAGUCGAUGCUGAGGCUGCGGGCAUGACCGUGCCCGAGUUCAUUGAGCAGAUCCGAAAGCAGGCUGCCCAACGAGCGCAACAGCAAGGACAGGCGCAGGAAGGCCAAGGACCUCCGGGACAGCCAGGCCAGGGAGGACCACAAGGCCAGCAGCAGCAGGGCGAGCAAGGACAACAGCAGCAGGGACAGCCAAGGCCGCACCAGCAUGGUCCUCCGCAGCAAAUGCGCCCUCAGCGCCAGGCGAUCAACCCAGGUCCGCCCAAACCCGAGGCCCUAGCCAUGGCCAAGUUCCUUCGGAGCCAAGAUUUGAAGACUCGCACGUGUAUCCUCAACGGGGAGCGCAGAGACAUGUUUCGAGUCAAGCGAGCUCUCCGAGCCCUCGAGUCACCCGCCUACGAGAAAGCGCGCAAGAAGAAUCCUCUUCUCCCGGAGAUUAAGGAUAGGGCCUCACUCGAGAAUGCCUUCAAGCUCCUUCCGCUCAGCAUGCUUGCCCUCCGGAUCAAGCAGAUUGACCCCCCCCCUGGCCCGAACGGCAAGAAGGCCAAGCGUGUCAAGGGCCAGUGGAAUGUGAAGAUUGAGCAGCAGCAAGAAGCUGGCGACGACAUGUACUACGCAUGGCUGUAUGAGGGUAGCCAGGUCAAGCGCCAGCUGUAUGCUGCCUUGGCCCUCGUCGCCAUCUUUGCUGUGGUUCUCUACCCGCUCUGGCCGCUCAAGCUCCGCCUGGGCGUGUACUACCUGAGCUGGGGCAUGUUGGGCCUUCUCGGCCUGUUCUUCCUGAUGGCCAUUUUCCGUGUCAUUCUGUUCUGCAUCACCUACUUUGCGGUACCCCCCGGUCUCUGGCUGUACCCGAAUCUGUGGGAGGACGUGUCCUUUAUGGACAGCUUCCGACCCGUCUGGGCAUGGCACGAGACUGAGAAGCCCAAGAAGAAGAAGAAGAAGUCCAAGGCCGAGGGCGGGGGUGCGGGCGUGUCUAACGCCGCUUUCGCUGCCUCCACAGGUCAGCCUGCUCCCGCUUCUGCUACGACCACUGGCACCGACACACAGGUCAACUCGGGUGAAGUCCAACAGCGUUCGUACGUGGCCCCCAAGGUUGAGGAGGACGGAAACGACGAUGCGUAG